CUAGUCUUCAAGUGCUGUUCUGUGCUCAUCCUCUGAACUCCGGCACCGUUUCUAGAGAUCUUGAGCGACAAGCGCAACAGCUCCAGCUUGGAUGAAUUUGAAAUGGAAACCCUUCCAUCAAGCCACAGCGAGCAUUCGAGCUCCCACAUCCCGUUAUCCAUUAACUACAAGAUUAAGCAGAGUAAGCAAGAAUACCAAGGGCUCUCAACAAGCAAGAAGGAUACUGUCUCUAACAAGCGGCAACGCAAUUACUCUGAAAGUAAAACACCACUUCUGCAGGCCUCGAUACCAGACCAAGCACUUCGUGUGCUUUCAUAGAAUGUUAAGGCAGGUCGAGAAUAACUAUCUGGUUCCUAGAGCUAGUGCUUCGUAUCCCAUGUCUCAUUUGAAGUUUCACCCAAGUCAAUGGGAGGAAAUUGAUCAUCUUGAGGAGACCAGCCAUGCACGACUAGUCUUGCCCCAGGUCUAUUUCUUCUUCUGUCUUCUUGUUAUUGCCUGGUACUCGGCCGUGUCUCCAGCCGAAAGGGCCAUCGUUGACAUUCUAGACGACGGUGUGUGUCGUAAUUAGGAUCAUUCCACCGGACAUCGGACGAGCUCAGAUGGCCAGGUCGCGGUCUACGUGGAUAGCUUUUCCUUUCUUUCUCUCUCUCUCUCAAGCUAAAUAGCCAGCUAAUUAGCUUACGAGCAGGGGAGUAACUCUAGAUACUACCUACCCAGGGAGUAAGUGAUCGGAGAGGGCGUGCGUGACGUGCGAAUACCGAGGAGGUACAGAAUUACCAUACGUGCGGCCGGGAUGUGACCGUAUUGUCAGUUGGGCUGGGACAGCAUCCACACCCCCGUGACUGGGUUGUGGGGCCCGCUCUCUGGCUCUGGCCCUGUCAUGGCCCAUGCUUUCCCUCCCAAAGCACGCCGGACCAGAGCCACCCGGCCCACUCCGUUCCCCGUCACGGCCCAUUAUUGGAUGGACGUCUGUGACUGAAGCUGGAUG
This is a messenger RNA of Aspergillus welwitschiae, 988 nucleotides long. RefSeq lists its product as uncharacterized. The transcript has a single exon. The record is from RefSeq and is a predicted model, not a curated record. NCBI's taxonomy places the organism in Eukaryota, Fungi, Ascomycota, Eurotiomycetes, Eurotiales, Aspergillaceae. The coding region runs from base 92 to 568 and encodes 158 amino acids.